This is a messenger RNA of Staurois parvus, 505 nucleotides long. The record is from the annotation of a GenBank genome assembly. Lineage: Eukaryota; Metazoa; Chordata; Amphibia; Anura; Ranidae.
AUGGAUGGUGAUAUAAAAAUUAAAUCAGAAUAUGACCACUACAAAGACAUUCAGUCUAAUGAGGUUGAAGAAGAUGCAGAAGAGGAGCUUCCACAUGCAGAGGUUGUGGACAUAUUCCAGGAAGGCUUAGCAAUGUUGGUGCAGGAUCCUUUACUAUGUGACUUACCAAUACAGGUCACACUGGAAGAAAUAAAUUCACAAAUUGCACUUGAAUUUGGCCAAGCCAUGACUGUUAAUGUUUGUAAAGCUGACAAAGAUAUAAUGCCUGUUGUUGUUGUUCAAAAUGCCACAGUUCUGGAUUUGAAAAGAGCUAUACAGAGAUAUCCAGCUAAAACACCAGCGUGAAGGUGGAAUACAGCAUGUUAGUUGGAAAUAUGUAUGGAGAACGUACUAUUUGUCUUUUGCUGGGGGGAGAAGCUUGAUCAGGAUGAGAAAAAGCCUUCGUGAGUAUGGCAUUAAAAACAGAGAUGAGGUGUGUUUUGUUAAGAGGCUGAGAAAUAAAUAG